Molecule: messenger RNA, 1748 nt
Organism: Brassicogethes aeneus
Lineage: Eukaryota; Metazoa; Arthropoda; Insecta; Coleoptera; Nitidulidae
Source: the annotation of a GenBank genome assembly
UAAAACUAUAAGCGGAAUGGUUGUUGGCACUAAAUACGAAUUGAGGCUUUAGCCCAAGGAUAUGGGCAGUCGUAAUUUGUUGGAAACUAUUACGGGGUGGACGUUAUUCCUGUGCUUUUCUGUGAUAUUAUUAAGUUAUUGUCGUGCUGAAAAGGAUCUCAUUCAAGAUCUUGGUCUCAAUCAUUUUCCAGACGCAACUAAGAUUAAUAUCAGCUUGGAAGAGUACACCAGCAUGAUGAACGUGUACCUUGAAAGCAGAAGAAAUUCUUUCGAUCAUCAGCACAUUCCCAAACUUAUCACAUUCAAUCUUGAACGUCAAGAUUGGUAUAAGAAUAAAGACUCAACAGUAAGACUUAAAUUUCCGAUAUCCGGUACUGAAAGUGAGGUCGAAGUUGAAACGGCUCAACUGAGACUUCUUCUGCCAGCCCAAUCGGAUGGAAGGCAAGCGAUCAGCGUACACUUGUAUCAAAUACUAGGCAAAAGACGGCGAAGAUUUGUGGACGAGCAGAUGCUCUAUCUGUCUUCAAAUCAAAGCAAGUGGAGUGAAAUUGACUUGAGUGCAACUGUGAAAAACUGGUUGGACGGUGAAAGGAACCUAGGUGUUGAGUUAGUUUGUACAGAGUGCGAAUCGACGAUUUAUCCCGUUGAAGCGGCAAUAACGGCGUUGGUCUAUGCAGAGGGAACAAGAUCGAAGCGAUCUUACCAAUCGGAGAGAACAACCGAUUGCAGGAAGAGCAACGGCAGGGAACGAUGUUGCAGGCACGAAAUGCAAGUGGAACUGAAGCAGUUAUCGAAAAGUUUUCCGGCUAUCAAAACCAUCCACAUGCCUGAAGUGUACGACGCCGGCUUUUGCCAAGGCCUAUGUCCAAGGAACUACAAUCACGCCACGAACCACUCCAGGAUACAGAGCUUGAUGCAUCAGAUCGAUAGGAAAAAACGCUCGAAAGAUUCCAAUAGAAAAAUUAUACCGAAAGCCUGUUGCGCCCCCUCCAAGCUCAAGUCUCUAGAGAUUCUCCGCGUCCAUCCGCAAAAACCUGACAAGUUGAUUGUCGAAAAGUGGGACAAUAUGGUUGUACUUGAGUGUUCAUGUUCCUAAAUAUUGCCAAAGAUAUUUUUACAUAAUAUUACGGGUUGGACUGAGCAUUUUGCCGUUUAUUCUUCACUCUUUAUGUUGCUGUGAUAUUAUACAUAUGUGUCGUUGACUAACUAGUCUUACAACUUUUUUGACAUAAACAUGCAUAUUUACCAGAAAAAGCACUAAAUUUCAGUAUCAAAUUUUGAAAUUUAUAUAUAUGUAUUUUUUCUAGUAAACAUGGGCUUAUUGUCAGGGAUAUAUUAUGACAAGACUAGGUACCUAUUUAUGUUUUUUUGUUUGGUCGUUUUUAGUUAAUCAACUUGCAUUUAAUUUAACGCCUAUAAAAGGUAGGUAGGUAAUAAAAAUUCCACCCUGUAGGUAAACCUAUUUGGUAGUUAUUCAAAUUUGACACGCUGCAAACGAUUUUUCGAAACACGAAACCUUUUAUGGCCCAUUGUUGUUUUAUGCUUUUGAGCUUUAAAUACUUAACAUAGUAGCUAACAUGUGAUUCAUAAAUAUAGGUAGUACCUACAAUGCUUUUUUCAAUCACUGUAUGUAUCUAAUUUUAAACUGAUUUUAUGCAAGUUGAUAAAGGGGCAACAAAUUACCGUUUUUGAACGUUUAAAACCAGUGAUUUGUUGCCCUCUAGAAAAUAAAUAGUAUUUAAAAUUUU